Molecule: messenger RNA, 537 nt
Organism: Macroventuria anomochaeta
Lineage: Eukaryota; Fungi; Ascomycota; Dothideomycetes; Pleosporales; Didymellaceae
Exons: 1
Coding region: 1-537 (178 amino acids)
Source: RefSeq, a predicted model, not a curated record
AUGUCUGACUCACCAGCCUCACCCUUCACCGAAAGAAUGGCCAAAAACGCUGACGCCUACCCUCUUCGUCCUCACCCAACCAUACCACCAACCACUUCACCGCCAAUUUGCCAGGAUGCGCCCGAACACAACGAAUCCAACACACGCUGCUCGAAGUGCCGCUUCCUGUGUUCUCUCCACUUCUUUUCAGCUCUAUUCUACCUCGUUCUCCUCACACUCUUCAUCGUAGUCUUUUGCGCCAAGAUCUUCGAUCCGUUGUCGCCGGAUCAGCUCUCUCCCUCGAAGGAGAACGACGAAAAUGGCACUGACAAGCUCGCGACUCUACCCCCACUGACCAGGCGCGUCAACGUACUGCUCAAGAGGUGGGAUGCCGGCCAGUUGGACGACCACAUGAUGCUCUAUGUUCUUGCUGGUGGUUUUGGAUUUGCGUUCAUCGGUGGCGUGAGUAUGAGUUGGUACCUUCAGCGGAAGCAGCUUGGACGGCAGAAACGACGGUAUGAGAGGGUGGUGAUUUGGAGGAAUGGUGAGGCUGUCUGA